AUGCCACAGCUGGAAACUAUUCCCAAUGCCUACCGGGUAGUGACCCCAGACAAAGUGAAGAAUCCAACGUCACUUCAUCUUCAAUCAGACAAUGAUGGUAUGGCCAUAGACUUUACUUUCGAGGCUGUCCGCCCAGAUAUCUUCCGCACCACGUUUACGUCGUCGACACAUCCCCUUCCGCCAUAUCCAAGCAUCACAUUACCAGAAAUCAAACUCGCUGAUGCCAAAGUUACUGCCGUUCCCAUAUCAAGCCAUUCUGCAGGAUUUGUGAUCAACAACAUUCAAGCUACCUUGACAUGGACACACGCCCCUGUCGUCUCGGUCCGAUGGGUAGACUCCCAAACGCCGCUCCAUGAGGAUCUGGCCUUCCGGUCCUAUGCAUUCGAUGGUCCUGGUAUCGCCCACUAUACUGCACACGAUCGCACGGCCAUGCAUGUUGGAUUGGGCGAAAAGUCCAGCCCAAUGGAUCUUACAGCUCGAUACUUUCAAAUCUCCGCAACAGACAGCUUUGGUUACGAUGCAUACCACACGGAUCCACUAUACAAACACAUGCCACUUCUCAUCAAAGCAACUUCCCACGGAUGUGUCGCGCUAGUAUCGACCUCUCACUCACGAGGCUCCUGGAGUGUAGGGUCCGAAAUCGACGGUUUGUGGGGCCACUUCAAGGUCUAUCGGCAAGACUAUGGCGGCCUCGAACAAUACAUUCUGGUUGGCAGGACGCUCAAGGACGUCGUGCGGUCCUAUGCCGAAUUAAUCGGGUACCCACUGCUUGCACCACGGUGGGCGUAUGGCUAUCUCUCCGGUGGAUACAAAUACACCAUGGGUGAUGAACCUCCGGCACACGAGCAACUGCUGGACUUUGCAAAGAAACUGGAAGAGCACGAUAUCCCUUGUUCCGCACAUCAGAUGAGCAGCGGAUACUCCAUCGCCGAGACAGAACCUAAAGUACGUAACGUAUUCACAUGGAACCGACAUCGUUUUCCUGAUCCGGAAGCCUGGAUCAAAAAGUAUCACGGUUUGGGGAUCAGGCUACUGACCAACAUUAAACCGUUCAUCUUGACAAGCCAUCCCGACUAUGGAUUGCUCUCUGAGAACAAAGGUCUGUUCACAGAUCACAGAACGAAAUCAACAGCUGAAAUGCGCCUGUGGAGUGCAGGAGGUGGUGAAAGCGGGCUCGGCAGCCAUGUCGACUUUACGUCUUCGGUGGCGUACGAGUGGUGGGCCCGUGGCGUACAGAAACUGAAAGAGCAAGGUAUAGACGCCAUGUGGAACGAUAACAACGAAUAUACUCUACCUCACGACGAUUGGCAACUGGCCCUCGAGAAGAACAUUCUUCCGUCGUCAACGGCUGGAGUGGAUAACAAAGUCGGUCUGUACGGGCGCGCUUUGCACACUGAACUCAUGGCGAAAGCAUCUUACGAAGGACUGUUACGUGCUGAGCCGGCCAUUCGCCCUUUCGUUCUGACUCGAAGUGCCAGCAUAGGCACUCUGAGAUACGCUGCUAGUUCAUGGAGUGGCGACAACAUGACGAGCUGGGAGAGCAUGCGCGCCGCAAACGCAAUAUCUCUGAAUGCCGGGGUGAGUCUGAUGCACUGCUACGGGCACGACAUCGGGGGAUUUGAAGGUCCGCAGCCUUCACCCGAGCUUCUCCUUCGCUGGGUUCAACUUGGAUGUCACCAGAUUCGCUUUGCAAUCAAUUGUUUCAAAACUUCGCCCCAGGACAAUCAGGCAGGUGAGGUCAUCGAACCCUGGAUGUAUCCCGAAAUCACACCUCAAAUUCGCCAGGCAAUCAAGAGACGAUAUGAGAUCAUGCCGUACAUCUACUCGCUCGGACUGGAGAGCCACUUGACUGCCAGCCCCCCGCAGAGAUGGAUCGGCUGGGGAUACGAGGCAGACCCGGAAGUCUGGACCAAAAAGCUCAAAGCCGGGGAAGAACAGUAUUGGUUCGGUGACACGUUACUGGUCGGUGGUGUAUAUGAGCCAGGAGUUGACAAGGCAAGAGUAUACCUGCCCCGUAAAGCGAGCGACUUCGACCACGGGUUUGUCAAUCUUAACGCCCCUUACGAGUACUUUGCUUCGGGUCAGUGGGUGAACAUAUCUUCACCGUGGAAGGAAAGUAUACCUCUCCUUGCAAAGGUCGGAGGUGCGAUCCCGGUUGGCAAAAGUGUACAGACCCGUAUUCCUGGCGACAAGAGUCCAGAGUCGAAGGCACUACCUGAGGACGACUAUCGCGGCAUUGAGAUUUUUCCGCCCAAGAAGAAUUCACACGGAAGAGUCUUCUCGACGACGUGGUACGAAGAUGACGGUCUAUCGUUGAAACCGAACAUCUCGGCGUUCACGAUAGCAUACAGCUCGACGGAGGAGAAGGUAGUUGUGGAUGUUUUCGCAGGUGCUGACAACGUCUUUAUUGCGCCUUGGAGAGACGUCGUGGUUAUAUUGCCUCGUGGAGAUCAGAGGUAUGUCGAAUCCGCCAAUGGGACUGCGACGAGUCGCCUUCCUGAGCAGGAGUGUGGAAGAAUUCGAUACAGGGUAACAGUAAGGGGGGUGGCAGAUGGAAGCAUGUCCAACGGAUACCACUGA
Messenger RNA from Exophiala spinifera, 2580 nucleotides. RefSeq lists its product as uncharacterized. The transcript has a single exon. The coding region runs from base 1 to 2580 and encodes 859 amino acids. NCBI's taxonomy places the organism in Eukaryota, Fungi, Ascomycota, Eurotiomycetes, Chaetothyriales, Herpotrichiellaceae. The record is from RefSeq and is a predicted model, not a curated record. Gene Ontology annotation, biological process: carbohydrate metabolic process. Gene Ontology annotation, molecular function: hydrolase activity, hydrolyzing O-glycosyl compounds; carbohydrate binding.